AUGCCCUAUCCAUCAGCACAACCAAGACAUCCAAAAAUGCAAGCUAUUUACCAACAACCAGGCGAAGUUAACCAAUCUUCCGGAUCAUUCCUAGCAUCUGCUCCUGUGGAGCUCUUGACCGUGAAGGGAUACGAAGAGUUCCUCGACAAACAGAAGAAGCUGCGGAUUGACGUUUCAACUGUGAUGAGCGAGGACAAGAGCUGUGCCUACGUCAUGAAGGGAAACGAAGUAGUUGCGACAGUUGCAGGGGAGGCAUUGGAACACCUGCUAGAGCUAGGGGCUUGA
Molecule: messenger RNA, 285 nt
Organism: Lachancea thermotolerans CBS 6340
Lineage: Eukaryota; Fungi; Ascomycota; Saccharomycetes; Saccharomycetales; Saccharomycetaceae
Exons: 1
Coding region: 1-285 (94 amino acids)
Source: RefSeq, a predicted model, not a curated record